AUGUCAGCACUGGAGGAGAUCGCUCCCGCGCGGCGCGCGGCUAAGAAGGCGCCGUGGCAGAGCAUGCCCGGCGCUCCUACGCGACCCAACUUUGCCCAUUACGGAACGAGGCUCGCGGCGCUGGCGGAGCAGCGACGCAUACUCAUUGACGAAAUCAAGCAGUUGCAGAGCUCCGUUCAAAACCAUGCGGUGACGCAGGCCCGCAACGCGGAGCGAAAUGCGUUUUUCGAGGAACUGAACGAGAUCGAUGAACGCCGCAAGGUUCAGCGAGACCGGCGUGCGGUUCAGGACGCUGAAAUCGCGAAGUUGCGCAAGCACCGCGGUGAGAUCUCCGACAAGCUGCGGGCUGUGCAGGCAGAGGUUGGCGGCUUCACGAACGUUCGCGAAAUCGACGAGGCGAUCGACUACAUGAUGCGCAAGAUGGAGAGCAGCGGCGGCGGCCUUGGAGCAGAGAGGCGCAACCAGCAGCGUCUCCAUAAGCUGGAGGACGCCAAGACACAUCUGCUGCGACUUCAGCCGUUGGCGGACGCCAUCAAGCAAAUUACGGAGCAGGAAGUGAUACUUCAGCAGGAGUACCACGCCAUUUGCGAGCAAAUCGGGAUCCUGAACAGGGAGUACGAGGAGAAGCUGCAAAAGAAGCGUGCAAAGGACAAGGAGGCCCAGGCAGAUGGGGCCAACCGGGCUGACGUGUACAAGCAGUGCGACGAGCUUCGCACGCGUGUGUCGGAGAUCACGCAGUCCAUGGACAGCCUGCGUGCGGAGCGCGAAAAGGUCUCUUCCGAGUGGGACGCGUGGAACAAAGAGGCGCGCAAGAUGUACUUCGAACACCUCGAGCAGCAGCGCGAGAAGCGCCGCAAGGAGUAUGAGGAACGACGCAACGCACCCAAGAUCGCCGCGAAGCUUGCCCGAGCGGCGAAGCGUCAGAACCCGUACGCGGCAGAGAUUAGCGCCUGCUCGAUGCUGAUUGAGUACUUGAAGCAGAAGAAGAUGAUGGUUCAACUGGACGAGGAGGACCGCAAGAGGCGCGAGGCCGCGGCACACUUUGACCCGUCUCAGAUGGCGCCCGCAGGCUCUGUGGUGGUGAGCGACAGCAAGUGGUCGGAGAACAAGCCUCUGGUCAAGACUGCAAAAAAGCAACGAAAGCAUCAGCAAAAGCAAAAGGAGAAUACUCCCGCAGUGAAGCCGAGCACCGCAGAGAACGACCAGAAGGGUCGUGUUCUGCAGCACCCGGAGGACAAGAUCCGACUUUUCCAGAUGAUAGAGGUGGAUCCGGCUCUGUCGCUGGCGACCAUCGACGACAAGAUUCGCCACAUUGAGACACUGAAGAGCCAGUACGAGUCACACAUUCAGACGGGCGAGUUGGUGCUCUCUAGCGGCGACGACGAAGAAGGCAAGGAGCAGGCACACGACGGCGCGGACACGCCUUUGCAAAGGCUCUAG
Molecule: messenger RNA, 1440 nt
Organism: Leishmania major strain Friedlin
Lineage: Eukaryota; Euglenozoa; Kinetoplastea; Trypanosomatida; Trypanosomatidae
Exons: 1
Coding region: 1-1440 (479 amino acids)
Biological process (GO): intracellular mRNA localization
Cellular component (GO): ribonucleoprotein complex; endoplasmic reticulum; nuclear outer membrane-endoplasmic reticulum membrane network
Molecular function (GO): mRNA binding
Source: RefSeq, a predicted model, not a curated record